Molecule: messenger RNA, 2208 nt
Organism: Pestalotiopsis fici W106-1
Lineage: Eukaryota; Fungi; Ascomycota; Sordariomycetes; Amphisphaeriales; Sporocadaceae
Exons: 1
Coding region: 1-2208 (735 amino acids)
Biological process (GO): ribosomal large subunit biogenesis; ribosomal large subunit export from nucleus
Cellular component (GO): nucleolus
Source: RefSeq, a predicted model, not a curated record
AUGGGUAAAAGGAAAGUCGCAGCGCUCGAAAAGGUCGAGGCCGAUUUGGCUGGUCUCCAAUACAAAAUCAGGCGCGACCCCUUGGCCUACGAGAAAGAGUUCUUGGACCACUUUCGCCAAUAUGGUUCAUCGCUGGACCAGUUCAUGGCCGCACCCCUCAGCAGCGAUUCUGGCGCCCUCAUCUCUUUCCGAGAACAGAUUGACCUCAUCGCCCAUGUCGCAGACCUCUACCCAGAGCACACUGCCGGUUUUGCCGACGAGCUCAAGGAAAUCAUCACCAAACACCAUGCCAUCCUAGAACCCGAACUUCGCGAAAAGGUUGUGAGCUCCCUUGUGCUCCUGAGGAGGAAGGAAGUCGUCGACUCGAGCUAUCUCCUGACCACGCUCUUCCCCAUUCUGACAACGACACCGAGCAAGAGUCUGCGCUCCCUCCUCUUCACCAAGAUUGUCAGCGACCUGCGGUCCUCCAACACCAAGACGGUCAACCACAAAUUGAACCGUACAAUGCAGACGGUCCUCUAUAACCUCGUCACCUCCGAUCCCUCCUCACCCAAGGCCCUCUGGGCAGUCAAGCUCACCAGAGAAAUGUGGAAGAGACAGCUAUGGACAGACGCCAAGCCAGUCGACGUGAUGAGACAAGCCUGCCUUGCGGACAACGAAAAGGUCGUAGUUGGUGCGGUCCGCUUCUUCCUCGGCGGUGAUAAGGAGCGCGAAGAGAUGGAAGAUGACGAAAGCGAGGACGAGAACAUUGACAUUAGAAAGGUCAAGCAUCAGAUCGGCAUCAACAAGAAAACAAAGAAGAAGGCCAAGGCUCUGGAGAAGGCCGUGGACAAGGUGAAGCGACAGGAGCGCAAGAAGCAUGCCCCGCAUCCCUUGAACUUUUCGGCACUCCAUCUGCUUCACGAUCCCCAGGGAUUCGCAGAGAUUCUGUUCCAGAAGCACCUACAAGGCUCCAAAGUCAAGUUGUCGCUUGAGUCGAAGCUACUCGUCCUACAACUGGUGACGCGUCUCGUUGGUCUUCACAAGCUUACAGUGAUCGAACUCUACUCUUGGUUUAUCAAAUACCUCACACCAAAGCAACAAUCAGCAACCUCUUUCCUUGCCUCGUUGGCACAGGCUACGCAUGACCAUAUCCCGCCAGAUGUUCUGGAGCCUCUCAUUGAAAAGAUCGCCAACGAGUUUGUUUCAGAGGCUGCCGCUGCAGAAGUAUGCUCGGCUGGUAUCAAUUCGAUCCGAGAGAUAUGCGCGAGACAACCCCUGGCAAUGGGAGACUCUCUCCUGCAGGACUUGGUGCAGUACCGCAAGUCCAAGGAUAAGGGUGUCUCCAUGGCUGCCAGAGGUUUGCUGUCAUUGUACCGUGAAAAGGGCGCGGAACUCCUCGCAAAGAAGGACAGAGGCAAGGAUGCAACCAUGGGAUUGAAGAGUGGUGAUCAAAAGCAACGCAAGUUUGGUGAAGAGGCAGUUGGUGAAAUUGAGGGUCUAGAACUGCUAGAAAAAUGGAAGGAGGAGGAGAGGAAGAGGAAGCGGGCAGAAAAGGGCCUGCCCGAAGAUGCAGAUGGGGAUGAGAACGAUGAAGAAGAGGAGCAAGAUGACUGGGAGGUUGCUUCAAUGGACAGCGAUAGCUCUGGCGAAUGGAUACGCGUCAGCGAUUCCGAGGAUGAGGACGAGCCGAUACCCAAGAAGCAGAAGAAGAGCGACGAAGACGAGGAAGCUGAGGACAAGGAUGCAGAGGAAGAGAUCAAGACUCUUUCCAAGCUUGCUACAACGUCUAUUCUCACACCUGCCGAUCUCGCCAAGCUCCGCGAAUUGCGCAUGGAAGCCAACAUAGAUCAGGCCAUGGGCAAUCGCAAACGCAAACAGCAGGAGGCUCAGCAACGGCACAUUGAUGAAGGUCUGACUGCUGAGCAGAUCGAGGCACCCGCCAAACUCCGAAAGACUACCAAGGAGGAACGAGUAGCCAUGGCCAAGGAGGGCAAGCCUGAGCGCGAGGAGCACAAGUCUACACAAGCCAUCCGCAAGUCCAAGAAGGAGGCCGAGGGCAAGUCGACAACCAACAAGGAGAAGGCUCGCAAGAAGAACUUCCUCAUGACCUUGAGCAAGGCUAAGAACAAGAACCGGCGAAGCUUGACACAAACGAGAAACAUUCUCAAGGCACACAUUGAGCGGAGCAAGUCUGGUGGUAGAAGACGUAAUGGUGUAAGCAAAUGA